Messenger RNA from Hypoxylon fragiforme, 1648 nucleotides. RefSeq names its product Ribokinase-like protein. NCBI's taxonomy places the organism in Eukaryota, Fungi, Ascomycota, Sordariomycetes, Xylariales, Hypoxylaceae. The coding region runs from base 309 to 1439 and encodes 376 amino acids. Gene Ontology annotation, molecular function: pyridoxal kinase activity. Gene Ontology annotation, cellular component: cytosol. The record is from RefSeq and is a predicted model, not a curated record. Gene Ontology annotation, biological process: pyridoxal 5'-phosphate salvage. The transcript has 6 exons.
CGCCCGUUUUGUAUUUGGUACCGGCAAUCGGCGGAUAAGUGAUGAUAACAGCACAAGCUUUCAUUCAAUCUUCUAAGUUCUUACUCAUUCUCUUUUCUUUUCUUUUAUAUUAACAAUUUCUUUCUAAAUGACUUCAUAGAGGAAUUUGCCGCUCAUUUUGUUGAUUCUCACACUCUUCUCAGACCAGCCAGGGUGACGAUAUAGAGAUUCCCUUCUCCCCCCAUACACCAUUGGCCACUACAACAUUAAAGGCUUGCAUACCUAGCUGUCUACCUCCAUAGUAGCUCUUACACGGAAAGUCGUUCCGUAUGAGUGUCGAACCUCGAGUCCCAGAGACGAAUGUCCUGGCCGUUGCCAGUCAUGUUGUCUCAGGGAACGUAGGCAACAAGAUCGCCGUCUUCGUGCUCCAAUCUAUGGGUUGUGAUGUUGCCGCCUUGAAUACAGUCCAAUUCAGCAAUCACACAGGUUACAGGCAAUGGAAGGGCACACGGGUGUCAGCCCAAGAAAUUACGGAUUUGUGGGACGGGCUUAAGCAGUCGUACCUUGAUGGCUUUGAUAUGAUGCUCUCGGGCUAUGUGCCCGGCGCUACCGCCGUGGAAGCUGUCGGCAACAUCGGAAAAGAGCUCCGGCGAAAAUCCGAGAAAGCGGGAAGGCUUGGAUCUUUCUUCUGGGUCCUAGAUCCGGUCAUGGGUGAUAAUGGCCGUUUGUACGUCGCAGAUGAUGUCGUGCCUGCUUACAAGAGCUUGAUAAACUACGCUGAUCUCAUACUACCGAAUCAGUUCGAAGCCGAACUCCUCUCUGGCGUAAAGAUAACCGACCCCGCCUCCCUCAAAGAAGCCGUCCGUGUCCUACACCAGGAAUACGGCGUCCCACACAUCGUCAUCACCUCCGUUUCUAUACCGUUGGUAUCCUCUUCGAUCGCUUCCUCUUCCGCACCACAGCAGACGGGGCGCGCCAUGUCUGUCGUAGGGUCGACUAUGACGUCCGACCGGCAACCACGGCUCUUCACGAUCUCGUUUCCCGUAUUUGACUGCUACUUUAGCGGCACGGGUGACAUGUUCGCAGCGCUGAUGGUGGCGCGUAUACGCGAGGCCAUCUCCUCACCUUCUUCCUCUUCUUCAUCCUCUAUCUCAGAACAGAAUAGUGACGGAAACGAGUCGAUAAGCGAAAAGCGCUCGUGGCUUAGUGGCGACGAUGUCGACGUACUAGACCUACCGCUCGCGCGGGCUGCCGAGAAGGUGCUUGCGAGCAUGCACGAGGUCCUGGCGCACACAGCCGAGAGCAUGACGGCUGAGAUGGCUACAGUCGUCAAUAAAGAAGGAGAAGUAGACGAGAAGACGCUGCACCUCCUGAAGUCGAGGGCUUCGGAGCUGAAGCUGGUAAGAAACCUGGGAUGCUUGCGCGAUCCGACUAUAGAAUACCGCGCGGAGAAGAUGUAGAAGAGAUUGUUAGGGGGAGUAGAUAAAUGGGCAUUUAGAGAUAGACAGGAGAUUUUGCUGAGUUCGGCAAAAAUAAAACGAAUGAACAUAUAGAUAUCUAGGUACCUAUCCGAACAUUGAAAGGGCGAAUAGAAAGAAUGUGAAGCAUACACGAGUACCUAGCAGGUAUGCAGAUAGGUAUCUAUGUAGUGUCUGAUGCUACUAACCUA